Symsagittifera roscoffensis is the source of this 2181-nucleotide messenger RNA. RefSeq names its product broad substrate specificity ATP-binding cassette transporter ABCG2-like. NCBI's taxonomy places the organism in Eukaryota, Metazoa, Xenacoelomorpha, Acoela, Convolutidae. Bases 141 to 2165 code for a protein of 674 amino acids. The record is from RefSeq and is a predicted model, not a curated record. The transcript has 4 exons. Gene Ontology annotation, biological process: transmembrane transport. Gene Ontology annotation, molecular function: ATP binding; ABC-type transporter activity; ATP hydrolysis activity. Gene Ontology annotation, cellular component: plasma membrane.
CUAUACAAUAGUUUUCAAAGCUUUUCACAGCUUUUAAAUCUGCACAAAAAAAAACAUUUGUAAUUUUUGUAUUUAGUUAACCAAAACUGUAUCAAUAUUAUAAUCAUUAUUAUUAAACUUUAAGUGAUUUUAUAACGAGAAUGGAGUUCUUGGAAAAUUCAAUCGCCGAUGAAAAAGCACCAGACGUUGAAACAACGCCGAAAUUUGAAGAUCUUCCAAUCGGAAUGGAAACUUCAGGCAUGAUGUCUGUUCACAACUUGAGUUACGUAAUAACCUCGGGACCUCCUUUCAGACAUGUGACUAAAACAGUAUUACGUAAUGUCAAUGGCGUUUUUAAGAAUGGCAUUAAUGCAAUCAUGGGACCGACAGGCGCUGGAAAGUCGACCUUGCUUGACCUUUUGUCGAAUCGGAGGGACUUAAGAGCGGCGAGGGGGAAGGUUCUAAUUGAUGCGGAGCCGCUGGGAGACGAUUUUAACCUAAGAACCGGUUUUGUCGCGCAAGAGGAUAUCGUAAUGGGCACUUUGACAGUUCGUGAAAACAUUCUUUUCGCUGCCAAUCUCAAAAUGGCCGUCAGCUCAAAAGAAGACAAGAAAAAGUGCGUGGACGAGAUUGUUCAAAGCUUGGGCUUAGAAAGGUGUGAAAACACCCGAAUCGGGAAUGAAUUGUUCCAGGGAGUUUCGGGUGGAGAGCGGAAACGGUGUUGCAUUGGGAUGGAAUUGGUCACAAAACCCAAAUUUAUCUUUCUGGACGAGCCAACCACCGGUCUUGACUCAUCAACUGCCCUGUCUGUGAUCUCACUUCUCAAAGACAUCUCGACCAAUCACAAUUCGACAAUCAUUCUGUCCAUUCAUCAACCUCGAUACUCCAUCUUCAAAUAUUUCGACUUGGUUCAUUUAUUGUCCUGCUUCGGCCAAUCAAUUUAUCAUGGACCCGCUGUCGAAGCUGUCUCGUAUUUUGCACGACACGAAAUGGUUUGCGAUCGACGCGAAAACCCUUUCGACUUCUUCUUGGACUUGAUAAUUGCCAAUUCAAAAUUGGGCCCUUGGGUUUUUGAAACUGAUGAUUUACUUACCCAAAAUUUUGACGAAAAGAGCAAAAAAGAAGCAAAAACAUGCACACAAUUUGACACAAAGGAGAGCAAAAAUUUGGUCCAUAUUUUUCAACAAUCGCAAGAAUUCAACAACUUGAGCGAGGAGCUUUCAGUUAUUGAGAAACUUUCAACAAUCGAAGACAAAGUUUCAAAUAAUCGGGAUAGUUUCAAAUCAGCAACAAAUUUAUUGCAACAAUUUCGAUAUUUGUCGCAAAGGUCACUAACUAAUGUCGCGUUGUCGCCACGUGUUGUCAUUAUACCGACAAUAGUGUCAUUUCUGCUAGCUUGUGUUUUCGGCUGGCUGGGAAGAGAUUGGAAAUUCGAUUUAAUGGGCUUCGAAAACUUAUACGGCGCUUUAUUCUUCAUGGUUAUUCAGCCAGUUAUGGGAAAUUUUCCUGCAAUUGAAAUACUACUAAACGGGCAGAAAUUUUUCCUUCACGAAACAGCGAAAGGAUAUUAUUCGGCCUUUCCAUAUUUGGCCUCAAAAUUUCUAAGUGAACUUAUUUUACUGUGCGGAAUUCCAGCGUUGGUGUUUUCAGUUUUCGGUUACGUAAUUCUGAGACUAAAACGCGAACUUAUUCCAUUUUUCGUGUUCGUUGGUGUGAACGAAUUAGGUUCACUGGCGGCGUGUUCUUUGAUCUUUUUCAUCACAGCUUCGGUCGGAAAUUACGGAAUGGCGACUGCCAUAAUACCCGGAAUUCUGGUUGUUAUGCUUCUAUUUUCCGGACUUUUCCUUAAUUUGGCGGAUUUGCAUUCCUUAUUCAAAGUUUUUGAGUAUCUUAGCAUCCCGAAAAAUAUGUUGUCCCUACAAGCAAGUUUCCAACUUACAAAUACGCAGUUUUGUGGGAUUCGAAAUUUCACCCUCCCAGAAAAUCAAAAUUCUUUGAUUGCAAAUAAAUCCCAGUUCUCAAAUUUCUACGGUUGCGAAACUGGAGAGCAAAGAUUGGAAUCGAUAGGUAUUGGGAUCGAAUCCUUAGAACGACUGAAUUAUUUUAUAAUUUUAGCUCUUUUUCCCAUUUUACUAUUUCCGUUGACUUAUUUCAUACUUCGAGUCAAAUCAAGACGCAAAUUGUAAAAUGUAAUGAUGAAAA